Molecule: messenger RNA, 10614 nt
Organism: Coregonus sp. 'balchen'
Lineage: Eukaryota; Metazoa; Chordata; Actinopteri; Salmoniformes; Salmonidae
Source: the annotation of a GenBank genome assembly
GUCCUGAAUUCCACACGUGUGUAUGCGUGCUCAGCUGCAAUCAUGGCAGAUCUUCAGAUGAGGCUUCUUCGGCAGAAAAUCCAGAAAAGAAGCGAAAAGAACAAAGAGCGAAAGCUCCUUAGGAAACAGAAACAAGAGGAAGAUAAUGGUAACUGUUUUGAAGUAGUAUUGAAAUCAUUGUCGACAAGUUGUAUUGACACUAUCGCGCUAGCCAACCUCGAAGCAAGGCUAGUAGGUAGCUAGCUAGCUAACUAUGUCUCUGAUGGGUGUAUUUACGGGGUUGAUGUCUCUCGGAAAUCACGCAUAAAACAGCCUUUUAGUUGAUACACGUAGCUAAAUCACCGAUCGUAUUAACGAGGGAAUGAACAAACCAUUCCAUUAGUUUGUUUCUAGCUAGCUAGUUACCACUGUUUAUUUUGGUAGUUAACGUAGCUAGCUAACGUUAGCCAUUAGCUAGUGAAACAAGAAAUACAUCCUAGGUAAUUGUUAUUUACAUUUACAUUUACGUCAUUUAGCAGACGCUCUUAUCCAGAGCGACUUACAGUUAGUGAGUGCAUAAUUAUUAUUUUUUAUACUGGCCCCCCGUGGGAAUCGAACCCACAACUCUGGCGUUGCAAGCGCCAUGCUCUACCAACUGAGCUACACGGGGCCCAUCGCUCGCAUGUUGAUUUUGUCCAUCCACACCAGACAAUAUCAAAACCAACUCUGAACCACCUAUAUUAAUUUGGGGACAGGUCGAAACGCAUGAAACAUUCAUGGCCAUUUAGCUAGCUUGCUGUUGCUAGCUUAUUUGACCUGAAAUGCACAAGGUCCUCAACUCGGACAACGAAUCCACAGAUAAAAGGGUAAUCCUAGUUAGUUUCUAGUUAUCUCUCCUCCUUCAGUCUUCUUCUUCAGUUCAGCUUUCAAUUCCCCACAUGGGUAUAUGCUACUAAAACCAAUGAGGAGAUGGGAGAGGCGCCUGUCAAAAAUCUACUUUAAUAUAACAUCUAAAUAAUUUAACAAAUGCAAAAUACACACUUACUGUACACUGUGUUAACCGGUUUUAACAGUUGCAGCCAAACGGAUUUUUCAAUGACAACACAUUUGUGGCGUCUGUCUUCAGUUUACACACAGGGAUUCGGAGACGAAGAUAGCACUAGCACAGGUAGUCCACUCUGUUGUCCGUAUUUUUUCCGUAAACAUGCGCGGUAACCCUAACUCUAUAAAGUUGUGUAUCAAUUUAACCUUUUGUUUUUUGAACAUUAUUUAUUGCCAAUUACACACAUGUUAAUGUUCAGACCGAGCGUGGCACUUCUUAACAAAACUCUCCCCUACAGAAGGCGCCUUCAUCCAAUGACUGUGUGUUAUGUAAUGCAACAGAUUCAUGAUCAAGGACUAGCUUGUAGUACUAGUUGAAUGAUUGCCUCCUUUGCCUGGUUGAUGUGAUUUUGUAUUCUGUGUAUUCACAGAUGAUGCAAACAAACUUCCAGAGGAGUGUUGUGAUGAAACGAGUCAUGGGGCCACAGCAAUUUCAAAGCUACAGAAUGCCAAACCCAUGAAGAAGCAGCAAAAACAGAAGAAUGUGUCUGCAGAGGUGGACACAGAAGAACAUUCUGUCAAGAUGAAAAGGAAGCUCAACACUGCUGAAUCGCCAGGUAAUGUUGUGUAACGUUACUAUUCAGUCACUGAUUUAAAUUGUUGUAGCUAGAAUGAUAUUCUGAUAUUAUGCACCUUUCAAGAAGGCCAGGGUAAAUGGCUACGUGUCAGUUUACCAAGUCAAUUCAUGUUUUCCUUGUCAAAGUAUAUUCAUAUGCUUCUAACGUAGGUAUGAAAAAAGCCAAGAAGGACAAGGCAGAUGAUGAGGAGGAUAUGGAGGAGGAGAAGGGAAUGACUGUGACUGAGGAGGAUGCUGAUCAGGCCACAGACAAACCCACACAGCCUCUUGAAGGGGCAGAGGCUGGAGAGGAGGAGGAGGAAGAUGAUGACGAGGAGGAGGAUGAUGAAGAGGGAAGUGAAGAUGAGGCGGAAAAGGGUGAAGGAGAGAAGUUUGGGGAUGAUGAGGAGGAGGAGGAAGAUGGACCAGAGCUCCCAACUGGCUUGACAGGUAUUCAAUGUUCAUAGGUCAAUCAGAGGCCUUUACACUAACAAAUGUUAGCCUUGUCAACUGUGCAUGUUAUCUGUAGCAGUAAUUUCUCAGUAUUAGAUAUGGGUAAUGAACUAUUUACAAUUUAGCCUCUGCAAGCCUACAAAUAUGUAUAAUAUUCUGUAUUUUAUCCAUGUCCUGCCUGGUAACCAUGGCCACAAAAAAACUUCACUCAUCAUGAGAGGCUGCAGUUGCUUGCAGGUCUGCGUACCCACAUGUGCAUCCCCUCCACCACCCCAUUGUGAGCAAACCAUUUUUGCAGCCCGCCUCUUGACAGUGGAGAGCAUUUUAUUUUAUUUUAGAGUUAAUUUAGCAGUUUUAAAGAAAGUUUGCUGCAAUUCUGCACAUUUUGGCAUGGGGGCAGUGAGAAGAUAUUGCCAUUUUAUAACGAAUUCCAUGCAGUUCUACUCAUUUUGCCAUGGGGUUGAGCGGUACAUUUGCUGUUUUACAGCUAAUUUCCUGCAAUUCUAAACAUUUUGCCAUAGGGUGGAGAGAAAUGUUUGCAGUUUUUUGUCCUACCAAAUCCGGAUAGCGCUGCUGGGUGAUUUUAAAAAGUCAUAGUCAAUCGAUCAAUAAUAUAAUAAUACUCUUAGCAAAACAUUUUAUCUUUAAUUUACAAUUUGUAGAAAGUAUGAGAAUAGAAAAGGUUCAGAACUUUUGUGAAACAUCACAGCACAGUUGAAAAAUAUAUGGCAAAUAUAAAUCAAAACUGGAUGGUGUUCAGAGAUGGAUGGGAGGGGUUGAGGGUAGCUGAAGGAUGGGACUAAAAACAAACAAAAUAACUAUUGUAAAAUAUACUGUGUACGUAAAAUGUACAGUGCAUUCGGAAAGUAUUCAUACUCCUUGACUUUUUCCACAUUUUGUUACGUUACAGCCUUAUUCUAAAAUGAAUUUAAUUGCUGAUGCAAAGGGUCUGAAUACUUAAGUAAAUGUAAUAUUUCAGUUUUUUAUUCUUAAUACAUUUGCACACAUUUCUAGAAACCUGUUUUCACUUUGUCAUUAUGGGGUAUUGUGUGUAGAUUGAGGGGGGGGAAACUAUUGUAUACAUUAUAGAAUAAGACUGUAACGUAAUAAAAUUUGGAAAAAGUCAAGGUGUCUGAAUACUUUCCGAAUGCACUGGAUGUAGUAUGUAUAAGCUGGAAGUAGAAGCCUACGUGUUGUCUAUUAGUUUCCUCCAAUUAGGGGAGAGGUGGUAGGGUUAGGGGAAAAUGAUAAAGGAAAAUAUAUUUUUUUAAAUAUACAGUACCAGUCAAAAGUUUGGACACCUACUCAUUCAAGGGUUUUUCUUUGUUUUUACUAUUUUCUACAUUGUAGAAUAAUAGUAAAGACAUCAAAACUAUGAAAUAACACAUAUGGAAUCAUGUAGUAACCAAAAAAGUGUUCAACAAAUAUUUGAGAUUUUUCAAAUAGCCACCCUUUGCCUUGAUGACAGCUUUGCACACUCUUGGCAUUCUCUCAACCAGCUUCACCUGGAAUGCUUUUCCAAAAGUCUUGGGAGUUCCCACAUAUGCUUAGCACUUAUUGGCUGCUUUUCCUUCACUCUGCCGUCCGACUCAUCCCAAACCAAAAUUUCCACCGGUCUAAUGUCCAUUGCUCGUGUAUCUUGGCCCAAGCAGGUCUCUUCUUAUUAUUGGUGUGCUUUAGUAGUGGUUUCUUUGCAGCAAUUCGACCAUGGAGGCCGUCAUUGUAAAUAAGAAUUUGUUCUUAACUGACAUGCCUAGUUAAAUAAAGGUAAAUAAAAUAAAAUGGAGGCCUGAUUCACACAGUCUCCUCUAAACAGUUGAUGUUGAGAUGUGUCUGUGACUUGAACGCUGAAGCAUUUAUUUGGGCUGCAAUUUCUGAGGCUGGUAACUCUAAUGAACUUAUCCUGUGAAGCAGAGGUAACUCUGGGUCUUCCAUUCCUGUGGCGGUCCUCAUGAGAGCCAGUUUCAUCAUAGCGCUUGAUGGUUUUUGUGACUGCACUUGAAGUAACUUUAAAAGUUAUUGAAAUGUUCCGUAUUGACUGACCUUCAUUUCUUAAAGUAAUGAUGGACUGUCGUUUCUCUUUGCUUAAUAGAGCUGUUCUUGCCAUAAUAUGGACUUGUUCUUUUACCAAAUAGGGCUAUCUUCUGAAUACCACCCCUACCAUGUCACAACACAACUGAUUGGCUCAAACGCAUUAAGAAGGAAAGAAAUUCCACAAAUUAACUUAACAAGGCACUCCUGUUAAUUGAAAUGCAUUCCAGGUGACUACCUCAUGAAUCUGGUUGAGAGAAUGCCAAGAGUGUGCAAAGCUGUCAUCAAGGCAAAGGGUGGCUAUUUGAAGAAUCUCAAAUAUCUCACAUUUUGAUUUGUUUAACACUUUUUUGGUUACUACAUGAUUCCAUAUGUGUUAUUUCAUAGUUUUGAUGUCUUCACUAUUAUUGUACAAUGUAAUAAUAAAAAAAGUACAAAUAAAGAAAAACCCUUGAAUGAGUAGGUGUGUCCAAACUUUUGACUGGUAGUGUAUAUAUUUAUUUACCAGAAAAUUUUCUUUAUUUUUACUAUAAAUAAGUAAAGUUGCCUAUUUAGGUAAUCCUUAGUCAGUCUUCUUGCCGUGUCAGUGCUGGAGUAGAGACCUUCUAUGCCAAGCCCAUGCAGGUUUGAACUCUGACUGGUUUCUGUAUCCCAGGUGCAUUUGAGGACACGUCGUUUGCCUCUCUAGCCUCUCUGGUGAGUGAGAGCACUCUAAAGGGUGUGAAGGAGAUGGGCUUUGACCACAUGACUGAGAUCCAACACAAAAGCAUCCGCCCCCUACUGGAGGGAAGGUAAGCCUACAGUUUAUCUCCCAAGGUUUUUAUUAGCCAGAAUUUCAACCUGUAAAUGCAUCCCUGUACCUCUACAAGGCUGACUAAAACAGAGCUCUGUAAUAUCCGACUAGGGGUGUGGCAGUCCAUUAAAUGUUGUCCGCCUGUAAUUGUCAUGCACGGUCUCACAGUAAUUGAUCGUUAAUUAACAUAAACAUGUUUAGCAUCUCCGGGCUUCCCCGCAUACAAGCUGCUGAUUGAUGCGCGCAUUUGGAACAUCUACAAGUCUAAUAAAUCCAGUUCAUAUAGCCUACACCUUCACAAUAAAAUCCAUUAUUUAUUUAAUUGUGAUAGGCCUAUAAACCUGUGAAUGUCUUAGAAAUUAAAAGCAUGAUGUGACUAUAUUGAUGAUUUGGAAAAAGUAAUGCGCUCUGAUCCUUGUGCUUCCCACGGAGAGAGAGGCAAUUCCAUUGCUGCUCUGCUGGUGUGGCAAGCCAGUUAGGGGAUAUCGAAUCAAUGGAAGAUGGAAUUAAAAUGACAGAAUUAAAAAUGAAAUGAGAAAAGCUACAACGAUCAAAAGCCAACCUGGUAGGCUGCUAUUUAGGCUAUAAUCUGAAUGGAGUUAUGUCUAGGUUAACAUACACUCACUCAUGCACACACCCAUUCAGACAUACAUAGACACACACAUACAUUCAUGCUACACACAUCACAACUACUGCUACCAGACUCUUAUUAUACUGCUCAAUUUAUACACUGCCCCCAUCCCACCCUUCCCCAAUACACGUGUUAAUAUUGGGCAAUAAAUUGUGCCUUCCUGUAUUAUACUUAUGCUAAAAAAAAGUGUUCUAUUCUUCUGCCAUUUACUGUUCGUAUUCUUAUCAUUUCUUAUUGUUGUUACAUUGUCGAAGGAACCUGCAAGUAAGCGUUUCGUUGGACGAUGUAUACCAUGCGUAUUCCGUACUUACCACUAAUAAAACGCAGUUAGCCUCAAUUAGCCUAGUUGGCUAGCUUCUCUCGGUUUGAUGCAGUCAAUUGGCCCAGGGUAGGGGAGGGAAUGGCCGGCAGGAAUGUAGCUCAGUUGGUAGAGCAUGGCGUUUGCAACGCCAGGGGUUGUGGGUUCAAUUCCCACAGGGGGCCAGUAUGAAAAAUAAAAUAAAAAAUAAUAGUGUACCACUAACUGUAAGUCGCUCUGGAUAAGAGCGUCUGCUAAAUGACUUUCUAAAAUAAAUAAAAUGAAGACCGGUACUAUUUAUUCUGAUGGAAUGAUAAAUAACUAGCAAAAAGUUAAGUGGUUGCUGUCUCUCCCUCCUUGCCUGCUCCGAGCCUCUGCUCCCUAGUAGCAUACAGGUGCUCGCUCUGUCCCUCGCUCCCUUUCUCCAUGGCUCCAGUUUAAUAAAGUAGCAAAACAAUUGGCUUUUCUGCUGCUUCCCUCACUCGGAUCGGACCGGGUCCAUAAGGGGACAUGUUUGGUUGUCCUUUCGGUAGGGAUUUUAAAUAUAUGCAUAUUGGGUCCCAUCACCAUUUGUCCUCAUUGUUCAUAUUAUUCCAAUUCAAUCAUAUAGUUAGAGAGCGAUUAGAGGGACAAUGGAGCACUGAGUACCAUGCCAUUAGCAAAGGCUGUUAGCAAGUUUGGUAGGCUACCCCAUCAAUGCCAUUCAUUUACGCAGUUUUGGAUGGGAUUACCGUGAUCAACAGAAUUUGACUGCUUUCAUGACUCGUGACUGCUGGUGUGGCGAUAAUACGGUCACCGCAACAGCCCUAUCCAGGACCACCAAAAGUUGGCAAAUUGCAUCCUAGAAUCAGCCCUACAGGACUGAUAAUGAACUGAGUAAUGUUGUUUUUGGUUGACUUCCUUUGCACUUUUGAAUAUUCCUAGAGAUGUCCUGGCUGCUGCUAAGACUGGCAGUGGUAAAACCCUGGCCUUCCUCAUCCCCUCCAUCGAGCUCAUCUACAAACUCAAGUUCAUGCCCAGGAACGGUAAGAUUAGGAAAAGAUUAGGUUGAACCAAUGUUAUAAAUAUGCUGCCCCAAAGCUCGUCUUUUUUUAAGCUCUGCUAACAUCAAAGGCAUAGGGUCUAGACCAGAAGAAAGGUCUAGGAACUGAAAUGGAACUGGUCUAAGAAUCAACCCUGCUUCCCCUCUAUCCCCAGGCACAGGCGUGGUGAUCCUGUCCCCAACGCGUGAGUUGGCCAUGCAGACGUACGGCGUGAUGAAGGAGCUGAUGACCCACCACGUACACACCUUCGGCCUGAUCAUGGGCGGCAGCAACCGCACGGCCGAGGCCCAAAGGCUGGCCAACGGCGUCAACAUACUGGUGGCCACACCCGGCAGACUGCUGGACCACCUGCAGGUAACCAUGAUGAUGAGAACAGUACAUUUUACUAAAGUGCUUUUCUUAUAUUUCUGUCAAAGUGGGGACCAGGUAACCUCUAAGCCCUGCAAUUUUGACAAAGGAUUGUAUUGUAUAACGUUACAGUGUAGGUUACUUAUUUACAGAAGGAUUUUUGCACACAUUUAGUCCUGGCUCUUCAUUUGUUUCAUGCCCACCUCCUUGCUCUCUGUAGAAUACUGCUGGCUUCAUGUAUAAGAACCUCCAGUGUCUGAUCAUUGACGAAGCCGACCGUAUCCUGGAGGUCGGCUUCGAGGAGGAGCUGAAGCAGAUCAUCAAACUCCUGCCAAGUACGUACCCACAUCAUGGCCAUAACCAACCUUGCAUAUACUUUACCAUGUGAUUUGAUGUUGCUAUUUGUCUUGUGUGUAUGUCUAACUCCCAGUGUCUAACAUCAUGCAUUGUUCCUCAGAGCGGAGGCAGACCAUGCUGUUCUCGGCCACCCAGACCCGUAAGGUGGAGGACCUGGCCCGUAUCUCCCUGAAGAAGGAGCCCCUCUACGUGGGCGUGGACGACAACAAGGACAACGCCACCGUGGAUGGCCUGGAGCAGGUAAACAAAACAACUCACUGCUGCAGAGUGUGACGAUAAGCUAAGUGAAUUGCCGUAGGUUGGCCCAAGACAUGAAUUAACUGAAAGUAACAAAGCAAACGUUUUAUUGUUAGUGGUUCUGACAGCUGAUUUUGGAGUGCCGAAACUCAAAUUCAGGCAUGGUUAUGCAGGCCGUUCAGCAAGAUUUGGCCUGUAGUGGCUCUGUCCUUUCCUGUAGUGUCUGCUAGAUAGAAAUGGGGUGGUUUGAGACCCUGAUGUGUCUCCACCAUGGCAAAGUUAUAGUGAAGUCUCACACAUCAAUUAGAAUAUGUACUUGACAGGUAUGUGGUUCUCUGGUGCAUCAGAUCAGGUCUGAUAUGUAAACAUUGUCUUGGUUGCCAGGGCUACGUGGUGUGUCCGUCUGAGAAACGCUUCAUGCUGCUCUUCACCUUCCUGAAGAAGAACCGUAAGAAGAAGCUGAUGGUGUUCUUCUCCUCCUGCAUGUCGGUCAAGUUCCACUACGAGCUGCUCAACUACAUCGACCUGCCUGUCAUGGCCAUCCACGUGAGUUGUCACCUCUCAGUCUAGCAGAAGGGAAAUGGGUUUCUCUAGGACCGGUUCAGAUAGUACCUCCCUGUUUCUGACUGUCUGCUGAAAAUGACCUGUCACUUUAUUCGCUUGUCUCAGGAAGUUAUUUGGAGCCCUUUGAGUCGAAAAGACACUCAACACAUAUACAUCACUAAUUACGCCUGCACUAAAAUAUGAUUAGUCUCCGUGUCUCUAGUAACAACAACGUAGGUCCCAAGACAAGCAACAGAUUGCAGGCUACACUCUGUGUCAGUAGUCUUCGGACGAUUAUCUGGCUCAAUUUGAGCUUUGCUACAAUGAACCCCAGUCUGACCCCACAAGGCAUUCUCUCUCUCAUGGGUCUGCAGAUGAGACAACUGGUACAUCCACACUUGUGUCUUAAGGCCCUGUACCAUUAUAACACAUCUUAUGAUAUGAACCAAUAUUGCGCUAUAGGAUUGAACACACACACGUACUGUAAUAUGCUGUGCGGUUCAGCAAUGGCAUCUUAUCCUAUGUGGGCAAUGCUGUCUGUGGCUGACGUCUAAUCAUCUCUUUUUCGCUGAUCUCAGGGGAAGCAGAAGCAGACGAAGCGUACCACCACCUUCUUCCAGUUCUGUAACGCUGACUCUGGCAUCCUGCUGUGUACAGACGUGGCGGCCAGAGGCCUGGACAUCCCUGAGGUGGACUGGAUUGUACAGUAUGACCCCCCAGAUGACCCCAAGGUACCUAGUGAAGUUUGAGACACACUUUCAUGUAUCUUUGACACUAUUUAGAAAUAACCUCUAAUCUAUAGGCAUCUCCAGCCAAUGCCUCAGUGAAGCAUUAACAUUUGUUUCCCUCUUCCUUAUUUCUUCCCUCUUUCUUAUCCUAGGAAUACAUCCACAGGGUCGGCAGAACAGCUCGCGGGAUCAACGGCGUAGGCCACGCCCUCCUGAUCCUAAGGCCAGAGGAGCUGGGCUUCCUGCGCUUCCUCAAACAGGCCAAGGUAAGACCCUAACACAACCAUUUUUAACCUCAACCCAACCAUUUUUAACAUUAACCCAACCAUCUCUAUCCCAACCAUCUCUAACCUUAACUUAACCCAGCUCUUAACAGAAAAACAAGGAAAACAUGCAACUGAUUAACCAUCUUUCAGUAGUGGUGAAUUAUGUUUUAAAAGGACAUUUUGUUUCCAUGUUGCCUCAGGUUCCUUUGAGUGAGUUUGAAUUCUCUUGGGCGAAGAUCUCCGAUAUCCAGGGUCAGGUAAGACAUGCAUCCACAUUUAUUUCUGCAUGUGAACCAGAGCUAAAUGACAUAACAUCUGUGAGAGAGAAAUGACAUAACAUAUGUGACAUAGUGGACUACAGUCGCUAAUUAAUUGAUAUGGUCAAAUGAUAAACAACAUCCUCCUAUGAACAGGAGUGAACUUCUGUGACAUUUACGCAAUUAUCUGACAAGCCUUAAUUUCCCAAUGCCAAAUUCACACAAAGGUCUUCACAUUUUGUUCUUUGAAGCUGGAGAAAUUGAUUGAGAAGAACUACUACCUGCACAAGUCAGCCCAGGAGGCCUACAAGUCCUACGUUCGGGCGUACGACUCUCAUUCGCUCAAAGCGAUCUACAGCGUAAACACGCUCAACCUCCCCAUGGUGGCGCUCUCCUUCGGCUUCAAAGUGCCCCCCUACGUCGACCUCAGUAUCCUUUUUCUACGGCCAACAACCAAGGCAUACGUUCACCAAUGUCGUUUUUCAAAGUGUUGCAUCGCCUUGGUUUAUCCAUUUGUUGUCAUGACUUCUGCAAACUUAUCCUGGCUUAUCCCAUCUAUUUAUUUAUGAUUACAAUAAUGAUACAUAGUAAUUAUAGUAUGCUUAUAUAUUUAUUUAUCAUUACCUAAUUGGUCAGUUCAGUACAGUGUUUCCCUUAACCCAGCACUCCUCUCCAGACGUCCACAGCAAAGGAGGACUGAAGAUGACGAAGAGGGGCGGAGGCGGCGGCUUCGGCUACCAGAAGGGCAAGCCCGCUCACAAAGCCAAGAUCUUCAAGCACGUCAACAAAGGCAAGGGGGACAAGAGGCAAUUCUCCCGCUAACCUGCGGACCUUGGGGGACAUUACAAAAUGGCUUCCUGACCUGGACUCUCUCCCCUCUCGCUCGCUGUCCAGAGACCUAUCUGUUAGCCUGUACUGGGCAUUGUGUCUCGCUCCCUAUUUGUGUGUGAUAGACCUAUCUCUUGGGUCGUCACUAGUUACCACAGCCACAAA